ACUCGCAAGUGCUAAGUCAUCAUCUCAGAAAACUAUCAUCAACAGUUUCGAUGCCUAAAACCGAUCUCAGUUGAGGAAUUUAAGAAUCAACAAUUUCUUUAAAUCGGUUCGCUAAUAGCAUAUCUAAAGGAAGGGUAGUUCAAUGGGUUAUUGUAACCCUAUAUAAAAACCCAUCGUCAAAAUUCAAAGCCCUACCCUCUUCCCCAUCGUCUAAACCGCCAAAGUCUCAAAAAUCUUAAUUAAACAAUGAAUUCAUACAAAGCCAGCAACAGUGACUCCAUUUUUCUUCAAUCCCUGAACCCGCUACACCUUCACACAAACCUCUCUCAAACUCCCAACAAACCCCACGCUCAGGAAAACCCCAACAAUCACAGGGCACAAAUACUCAAAGAAGAAACAAAGAUCGAGAGGGAGAUUAUCAAGGCAGUCACGGCUGGGAAGCUUGACUCCCUCAGGCCCAACUCGGGGCAGUCCGUACCCAUUGGCGAGCACUACGUGUGCGUUUCGUUUCACGAGGAGCCUGACUCGGAUUGCAGAGUUUGGGAGUGGCACGGGCACGUGGUGUUUUACGACGAAGAGAAUGGGUUUGCGCAGGAGUACGUGUACGGGAAUUACUUUGAGAGGACAAUGAGGAAGGUGUUUGGGGACGAGAGCGAUGACGAAAGCGAGGAAAGGAGUUUGGGGUUGGGAGACUUGGUUGCCGGCAUGAGUUUGACGGAUUGCCCGCCUCUAUUUUCUAGGAAAAUGGGUGCCAAUUAUCGCAGGUAAUAUGAGCUUCUACAUUGGCAUAAGAACCCUGAAGAUCUAAAGAACAGGCAUUUCUUUUUAUGUCGUUGCCAUUCCAGUCUUUAGAAAUAGAUGUAGGUUAUUUUUUUCUAAUAUCCUUUCUGCUGGGGAUCGAUCGGAGUUAGAAAUGUGCCAAUUACCAAUAUAGUACUAUAAGUUCUAAUUUAGAUGCUCUACUUGUCCAAACAGCCAAAUGAUACUAUACAGGCUAUUUUAUUGCUAAUUUCUACCAUUCAUUUAAACCAUCAUACCAUAUGGCAUCUUCAGUUUUCUUCCACCUUCAUGGCGGUCACUGUAUGCAAUUCCAUGCUUGUAGCUUUCUGAAUGCAUGAAGAGAAACUCUUUGUUAACUCGA
Corylus avellana is the source of this 1141-nucleotide messenger RNA. RefSeq lists its product as uncharacterized. NCBI's taxonomy places the organism in Eukaryota, Viridiplantae, Streptophyta, Magnoliopsida, Fagales, Betulaceae. The record is from RefSeq and is a predicted model, not a curated record.